GCAGAGACUUCGUGCCGUCAAGAUCGAGCUGAAAGGCCUAUAAAAAAGAAAGUAUAUCGAAAACCGCAAUAAAAGGCAACUGUGUGCUUAACAAUUUUUUUACUGUGCAAAGUGCAGUUCCUUCCUUGUAAAACUAAAAACCAAGAAAUACAAAUUCAUAUCGGUUCGCGCAAGUGCGGCAAAGUGCAAGUGCAAGAGACGCUGAAAGAGCGAUUGAAAGCAUCGAAGAGAGUCUAAAUACCACACAAAAAAAAACGAGAAAGAAAGUUCCACCGCUAAAACCAACAAGAUGACGACCAAAAUGGCAAUUAACGCUAAGGAUAUUUUCCGAAACCAGCACCGUCUGAUCCGCUUCAUUGCCCAGUCGAUCCGGCUGUGCAGCAACCAGUCGCUGAAGGCCGCCCAAGCGGCGCAGCAGCUGCAGCAACAGAAGUCGACGGCGGACUUCCAGAUCACCGCCUCGGUGGACGCCCAACACACCAGUGCCCCGGAGCCCGUGAAGCACGACAAGGAUCUGGGCCACCAGUUCCGUGCCUCCCAGCUUUCCGUGCGCUUGGCCGCUCCGGAGCAACUGCAGCCCAAGCCGGACAACGAUGAGGAGUUGGGCUUCGGGCGCCUGUUCACCGACCACAUGCUCAAGAUCUACUACCACAAGAGCCUGGGCGGAUGGCAGCGACCGGAGAUCACGCCGAUGGAGAACCUGGUCAUGCAUCCGGCCGCCAAGGUGCUGCACUACGCCGUUGAGCUCUUUGAGGGCAUGAAGGCGUACCGCGGCGUCGACGGCAAGAUCCGUAUCUUCCGGCCGGACAUGAACAUGAACCGCAUGAACCUCGCCGCCCAGCGCUCCGGCCUGCCCACCUUCGAGGGCAAGGAGUUCGUCCAGUGUCUGUCCCGCCUGCUGACCAUCGACUCCGAGUGGGUUCCCCACACGGACACCGCUAGCUUGUACAUCCGCCCCACACUCAUCGGCAUUGAUCCCACGUUGGGAGUGGCUUCUUCGGACUCUGCCUUGCUCUACGCGAUCCUCAGUCCGGUGGGCAGCUACUUCAAGACGGGCUCCUCCGGCGCCGUUUCACUCUUGGCCGAUCCCAGCUACGUUCGUGCCUGGCCAGGUGGUGUGGGCAACCGGAAGAUGGGCUCCAACUACGCACCCACUAUCAAUGUGCAGAAGGAGGCGGCGGCUAGGGGACUGCAGCAGGUGUUGUGGCUGUACGGCGAGGAUCACCAGCUUACCGAAGUGGGCACCAUGAACAUCUUCAUGUUCUACGUAAACGAUCAAGGAGAACAAGAACUGGUUACCCCGCCGCUGAGUGGCCUGAUUCUGCCUGGAAUCACCCGCGACUCCAUCCUGCGCAUGACCCGCCAGUGGGGCAAGUUCAAGGUUACCGAGGCGAACAUCACCAUGCCCAUGGUCUGCGAGCUCCUCAACCAGGGAAGGCUACUGGAACUCUUUGGAGCGGGAACGGCGUGCGUGGUCAGUCCGGUGAACCGCAUCAACUACCUUGGCCAGGAUCUGUAUAUUCCCACCAUGGAGCAGGAGAAGCCCGUACACGAGCUGAUCCGCGAAACGCUCACCGACAUCCAGUACGGCCGGGUGGAUCACCCGUGGUCGAUAGUGAUUGACUAAGCGAUCCCAUUUAGAAACCACAUCCACAUCCACACCCACCCACAUCUGUUAUCCUUUCCCCAUCCCUUCCCCGUACCGUGUAUUAGUAGGAUUUAGUUGCCAAGUGUUUUGUGGGUUGCCUAUGUGCUCGAAUUUGUUUCGUUUGUUGUGCAUUUAUCUAUACAUGCAUAUACCGAUAUAUAUAAUAUAUAUUAGGAUAAGUCGAGGGCCGAUUCAUUUAAGUUGCAUUUAAAUGUAUAUUUAUUUAUUUAUGUCAGGAAUUCGAAUUGUACAUAAUUCCAACUGGUUCAAUGUUAUUUAUAGUUCUUUACAUUUUUACAUAUUUUUAGUUUUGUUUUUUUUUUUAUGCAAAAAUCUGUUUUCUAAAGCUAUAAAUCGUCUUUUUGCGCUUUUACUUCCAAGCAGCAUCGAAAGCAAAGCAAAAUUACCAACUACAAAUUUUAGAUUAGGAAAAAGACCAGAAGAAAAAUUCCCAAAAGGACUGUGGAAUAUGAGUUGAAAACGUACCGGAGGCGAAAUGCAUUUAUUAGUGAGUAAGUGAUCGAAGCGUUCUUGGAGGUAAAAGCGGCACGAGAGGCACGAGGGCAGCAGACAGCCAGCUGCGCCGAGCUGUGACUAAAGCUAAUCUAUACCUGAACCCGUCAGUAGAACUUAGGCCUAGGCUGUAGAUCCUAACCCGAAUCAAGCUGUAUACUAUACCUGUAACCUAGAAGUUAAGCGAAUCAUGCGAUGAAUAAACGAUGACAAAAACAA
Messenger RNA from Drosophila rhopaloa, 2380 nucleotides. RefSeq names its product branched-chain-amino-acid aminotransferase, cytosolic (gene Bcat). Gene Ontology annotation, molecular function: branched-chain-amino-acid:2-oxoglutarate transaminase activity. Lineage: Eukaryota; Metazoa; Arthropoda; Insecta; Diptera; Drosophilidae. Gene Ontology annotation, biological process: L-leucine biosynthetic process; L-valine biosynthetic process. The transcript is spliced from 6 exons. The record is from RefSeq and is a predicted model, not a curated record. Gene Ontology annotation, cellular component: mitochondrion. The coding region runs from base 290 to 1627 and encodes 445 amino acids.